AUGGACGGAGAGCCGCUGCUGAGAGCGGGAGCUGGUGGUGAUGACCGUGGUGGUGAUGGUGAUGCGGUAGUGAUCAAGUACACCUUUACUGGCAAGCUGACACUCUUCCCGCUCUUUGUCAUUCUGAUGUUUGCGGCGACAGGACUGCUGCUGACGAGAGGAACCCGACCGUACAACGCAGGCUACUUUACCUCGUCUGAGGUCUACUACGGCCUCGCUGGCCUCGCCAUGUUCAUCACCUCGCUCUGGUGUGUCCUCGCUAUUGCGCUCUGGGUUGUCUUCCGAGUCACAGUUGCUAUCACCCACGAGUCGAUGACAGUGACCAAGUCGGGCGUGUUCCGAUCAGCGAGCCUCUCCUUUGAUCGCAACGACCUCUCGCUGCACUACUUCCGUACCCACUACCUUGAGUCAUCGGCCUGGCUAAAACUGGUUGUCCGUGAGGGCGAGCGGUACUACGUCCUGCUCUCGUGGAAGGGCGCUGGCGAUCAAAAGGCGCGCUUUAUGGAGUUCUUCAACUCGCUGCAGCGGGUGCUUGCCACUGACGGCGGCCCGCUGCCUGCCCACGACGGCCGCGACGUCGAGCUCAUCUCCCGUGACGAGAUGACCUUCAUCACUCCCUUUGCCGCCCGCCUCCGUGCCCUCCAGGCCUCGCACGCUGCGCUCCGAGGCGGAUCGUCCAUGCUCACCUCGGCCGCCAACACCACAUGCCUCGAGGAUCUGUCGUUCUUCAACGGCGAUCGCUUCACCCGCCACUUUGUCGUCAACAAGGCCACCGGCGAGCCGCUCCUUGGCUGA
Molecule: messenger RNA, 795 nt
Organism: Thecamonas trahens ATCC 50062
Lineage: Eukaryota; Apusomonadida; Apusomonadidae
Exons: 2
Coding region: 1-795 (264 amino acids)
Source: RefSeq, a predicted model, not a curated record